Messenger RNA from Acanthosepion pharaonis, 741 nucleotides. The record is from the annotation of a GenBank genome assembly. Lineage: Eukaryota; Metazoa; Mollusca; Cephalopoda; Sepiida; Sepiidae.
AUGUCACUUUCUAUUGCUCCCCUCCUCCCCCCCUCUCUCUCUAUCUCUCUCUCUCUACUUUUGUCUUUUUUGUCUGUUGUUCUCCUGACACCAACGGUUUUAUUUUCGUCAACAUUUUCCAAUUUAUUUUCUAUCCUUCUUGAUCUCUCACUCAUUUUCUUUAUUACUCACUCUUUCAUGUUCUUUCUUUCUAUUUUCCCUCUCUCACAUUUCUUCUCGUUUUUUCUCCCCCCACUCUCACGCUCUCUAUCUCUCUAUCUCACACACACACACGUACUUCCGUCCCCGUUCUUUUCAACACUUCUUUCUUUCUUUCUUUUUGUCCGUCUUGUUUUCUCUUUCUACGUUUCUUUCUCGUUUGCCCUCACUUUUUCAUUUCUCCCUCUUAACCCUUUCUUUUCGUUUGCUCCCUUGCUAUAUCUCUAUCAAUCUUUUUUUCUCUCUUUAUCAUUCUUUCUCUCGCUGCUUCUCACCGUCUCUAAUCUCACUCAUUCCCUCUUUUUCUCGUUUUCUUUCCCAUUCGUCCUCUCUUUUCUCUCUCGUUCCCUCUUCCUUACACUCAUAUUCACUCCCUCUGUAUCAUUCAUCAUUCAUUUCUCUUUGUAUGUCACUCUCUCCUUAUUUCAUGUUUUCACUUUAUCUCGCGUUCUCCAUUUUUUUUUCAAUCAUUUUAUUCUUUUUUUGCUUUUUCUUUGUGCAACCGAUUUAAAACUCACAAAACGUCGCCUAUCGAUCCGCUAA